This is a messenger RNA of Trichogramma pretiosum, 2582 nucleotides long. It is a transcript of the gene Orc1, whose product is annotated as origin recognition complex subunit 1. The record is from RefSeq and is a predicted model, not a curated record. Gene Ontology annotation, cellular component: nuclear origin of replication recognition complex. Gene Ontology annotation, biological process: mitotic DNA replication checkpoint signaling; DNA replication initiation. Gene Ontology annotation, molecular function: ATP binding; DNA replication origin binding; ATP hydrolysis activity. The coding region runs from base 278 to 2281 and encodes 667 amino acids. NCBI's taxonomy places the organism in Eukaryota, Metazoa, Arthropoda, Insecta, Hymenoptera, Trichogrammatidae. The transcript is spliced from 8 exons.
CAGCCUCUAUCGGCUUUACGCGCCUUCGUAAUAAAUUGUAACAAGUAAUUGUACAAUUCUUGUAGUCCUCAAAGAAAAAGUAAUAAUUUUUCUGAAUUUAAACUUUUGAACUUUCAAUUCUUAGCUUUUUUGAAUUCAGAUCAAUUAAGAAUUUACCUCUAUAGUUAGAAAACUGUAAAGAUAAGUGAACCACGUGGAUUAUGAAAUCAAGCGUGUAUUAAAUACUUUGUAGAUGGAAAGUUUUGGUUAGAAUAAUAUUCAUAAUAUUUAAAAUAAAAUGGAAGAACCAACUAAAACUCCAUCAAAGAAAAAAUCUAAAUCCAGUUUGGUAAGCACUCCUACCUCCUCAAGGAAACUGAGCCAAAGAAAUGAUUCUGGAGAGACAAAAGAAGGCUUCAAUGAAGAUCAAGAAAAUUCUGGUCUUAAGAAAAUAAGAAGCACUUCAAAUUGCGAUGAAAACAUUUUAUCGAAAAUGCAUUCAUUUCCUUCUUCUAACUAUUCUACUCCUACACAAAGAAAUACUAGAGAAAAAACAAAAGUAAAUUACAAUGAAGACUUUAUAUCAGAGCGUAAUAUGCAACAAAUGGAAGAAAUGUAUCGCCCGGCCGAAGAAAAAAACAGAAAAAAAGAACAGUGUAGCGAAACACCUAAACGUUAUGAGCGUAAGAGAACUCAGAAAAGACCUAUAAAUGAAAAAUGUGUAGAAAAUUUAGACUAUACCACCAAUGAUGAAAAUGACUCUAGGCGCGUAACUAGAUCUGCCUCUGUUACAUCUAAACUUAGCAAAGAUGGGCUUUUUGGUUGUCAAACUCCAAAAAAAAAUGAAAGCAAAGAUACUAAUUCCUUGCAUUUACCUAUGAAAAAAUUACGCCUAGAUAAAUCACCAGUUCUGAAAGAAAUAAAGGAUAAUGAUCAAAAUUCUAGAACAAAUUCUGAAUACUCUGAAAGCUCUGAAAGCUCUGAAAGCUCUGAAGAAAGUUCAGAUGAAGAGUUUGACAAAAAGAAAAAAACUCGCAGAAGAAAUGUUUCAAAAACACCCUCGAGAAAAAAUAAAAUGCAACCAGAAACUCCAUCUAAAACAUUAGCUAAAAAAUUAUCUACAUUGGCCAUAACUCCUUCUGUUCAACGAAGAGUAUCUACUAUUAUUAAACCUUCUACUCCACUGCAAGAAGCAAGAUCCAAAUUGCAUGUCAGUGUUUUGCCAAAGUCUCUACCGUGUAGAGAAACAGAAUUUAAUGAUAUAUAUAGUUUCCUGCAUGCAAGAUUAUCUGAUGGUAGUGGAGGCUGUAUUUACAUCAGUGGUGUUCCUGGUACAGGAAAAACUGCUACAGUAAAUGAAGUUAUAAGAUGUUUAAAAAAAUCCAUGACGACAGGGAAAUUAGAUGACUUUAAUUUUGUAGAAAUCAAUGGUAUGAAAUUGUCCAAACCACAGCAAGCCUAUGUUCAUAUAUGGAAACAAUUGACAGGCAAUACCGCUACUUGGGAAGAAGCACAUAAACUACUUUAUAAUAUGUUUACUAAAUCGAAUUCAAAACGUUGCAUGACUCUACUUCUUGUAGAUGAGUUGGAUUUGUUGUGCACUAAACGACAAGAUGUUGUAUAUAAUCUUCUUGACUGGCCUAGUAAAACAAAUGCUAAAUUAGUUGUUGUUACUAUAGCAAAUACAAUGGAUCUACCUGAGCGAAUUUUAAUGGGCAAAGUAACUUCACGCUUGGGAUUAACAAGAUUAACUUUUCCUCCAUAUAAUUUUAAACAACUUGAAGAAAUCGUAAUUUCUAGAUUAAAAGGGCACAAUGAUGCUUUCAGUGGGGACACAGUGCAACUUGUUGCUCGUAAAGUCGCAGCUGUUUCUGGUGAUGCUCGUAGAGCUUUGGAUAUCUGUAGAAGAGCUACUGAAGUUGCUGAAUCAAACAACCGUGAAAAUGUCAAUAUGUCAGAUGUAAAGCGAGCACUGGAAGAAAUGAUUGCCAGUCCAAAAAUACAAGCUAUUAAACAUUGCUCUGAUUAUGAGAAACUUUUUCUUCAAGCUGUUUGUGCUGAAGUCAAUCGAACAGGAGUUGAAGAAGUUGUUUUUAACAAUGUUUAUGAUCAAUUUCGAACUUUAUGCACUUUCAAUGGAGAAAUCGUACCAAAUACUUCUGAAGCACUUUCAAUUUGUUCGAGAUUAGGUUCUUGGAGACUUUUAUUAUGUGAUCAUUCCAAAUUGGAUAUACAUCAAAGAUUGUUGUUAAACGUAUCCACUGAUGAUGUUCAGUUCGCCACAUCCAAUGCAGUGGCUUGACAUUAUAUUCUGAUAUGUCAACAACAAAAUGACUGAAUUAACAAUUAGAAUGUAAUAGAUAACCAGCUAAGGAAUUUUUUUUAAAAACUAGAAUUGUAUUUUAACUUAUUUUAGUACUGAUAUAAAUGUUGAUAGUAUUCAUUUAAAUUUUUACUGAAUUUUCUUUAAGUAUAUAUGAGAAUCGUAAAUGUUUUAAUUUGAAUGAUUUUUUGAUUGGAAUAUCACUUAUAGUUGUACAACUUGUUAAUUUGAUCAGAGUUGAAUUUUUUUCAUUUGCAAUAUUAAAAAGGCAAAAAAACUA